GCAGGUGACUAGAACAAUAUGCGCGAGACACGGAGACAUGGUUUGUUCAAUUUCCGAACACAUCUCGAAAAAAAUUCAAACUGCGUUCUAUCUGAAGUUUUCAUCACUUAAAAGGAAAAUCGUUCCAAUGCUACAAAUAAGUAAACCAUUGCAAUGUCAAGGAAGUCACUCGGUGUAGCAUGCCCUGAUAGGGUAUGUACGGGGGCACGCGUGCCACAAUUACUUAUAUUCACACACCGCGCUCUAAACAUAUAAUGCGUACCGAUAAUUAAAUUUUGUGGUGUGAUAUAAGCCGUUUGUAAGAAAACAAGCAGUUUUGAAUGCGGUGAUACUGUAAUUAAAGCAACACAAUGCUACCUUGCAAAGAACCUUAAAAAAAUAAAAUAUCAUAACUGCAGCGCCCGCUAUCCACACUAAAUCCAUUUGGCAUGUUGUCGCAUACAAGAAAUUUUCCAAUAUGGGCGAUAUAUGGCUCUUGUUUGGACAGCACGUGUCGAGCACAUUAUCUUCAAAUUCUAUAUACAUAGAAUCAACAUUUCAAAGCAAUGGAUCGCUAAUUGUUUUGAUGGCGAAUAAAAGUGUAAAAAAGCUGCGAAAACACUUUACCGCCUAAACAAAAGUCAUUGAUGACCAGAUUAAAUUACAAAGAUGCUACCGAUCUACAUGGGCCUUUCAUUUGGGGCACCCAGCUUUAAUUAGCUUUGCCAGCCAAUCACCGCUUAGGCUGGUCACGUGAUCAUCAUAGCAGCUGGUCUAGUCAAACUACAAGGUGCGACAGCACUGUACAAGUCCAAAAGCCCCUUCAGUAUAAGCAAGAGACUAUAAAACGCCACGACCUUGGAGGAGGAAUUUAGCAAAUUUUACCAGCCGUUUUUUCGUGAAUUUAAAUGAUGGACGUCGACCAACAGACCGUAGUGGAAGAUCGCGACAUGGAUCGCGAAAGCUCCUCGCCGAAGAAACAAGAAACCGUCGAGCGAAAGCCAGAGGUGCUGUGCAAAGUAUGUGGAGAUAUUUCAUCCGGAAGGCAUUACGGCGUGUACACAUGCGACGGGUGUAGUGGGUUCUUCAUGCGGAGUGUAAGGAGAGAUAUGGUCUAUUCCUGUAAGGGCAACGGAAAUUGUGUCGUUGAUAAGAAAAGACGGAAUCAGUGCCAGGCUUGCCGCUUUCAAAAAUGUCUUGAUGUCAAGAUGAACAGGUUCGCUGUUCAACAGGAAAGACAACCCAACUCUACUCGCCUACUCAAGCCGCCGAUGGGUGAUGAAUACGCAAGCAAAUUCAUGAAUAACGACUUUCUGACGAGCUUGAUAGUGGCAGAACCCUGCCGAGAAGCCGUACAUCGAUUCGGACACCAAACCUCAGGAAUACCCUAUCCAUCACAACAAGAAAUAGCUACCUCGCUUUACUGUUCAACCCCUGACGCCAUCUGCGAAUCUGCCGCGCGUUUGUUGUUCAUCUCUGUGAAAUGGGCGCGAAACAUCCCUUCUUUCGUGAACCUGCCGUUCCGCGACCAAGUGAUCUUGCUAGAAGAAGGCUGGAGGGAGCUGUUCAUCAUGGGAGCUGUCCAGUGGAAUAUGCCCCUUGAGGUUGCGCCCCUCCUGGCAGCGGCAGGAAUGCAUGUGGACAACACGCCAGCGGAGAAGAUUGUGGCAACCAUGGCUGACAUUCGCAUGCUGCAGGAAAUUAGCGCGCGGUUUCGAAGUCUACAAGUUGGCGAGGCCGAAUUCGCGUGUUUAAAAGCGGUGGUACUUUUCAAAUCUGAGCUCAGAGGAUUGCGUGAUCCACAGCAAGUGGAAUGUUACCAAGACCAAGCACAGAUCAUGUUAGGAGAUUACAUCAGGAGGCAUUUUCCCGGUCAGCAAGUCCGCUUUGGAAAGCUUCUGUUAAUGUUACCAUCCCUGCGUAUGGUGAACCCCAAGACGAUCGAAGAGCUGUUCUUUCGUCAGACCAUCGGCAGUGUUGCAAUUGAAAGUCUUCUUUGUGACAUGUUUAAGUCCAGUUGAUUGGCAAAAGGAAAAUUUCGUUACACUUUCCCCAAGGACAACAAGCAUUGAAAUGAGGCUCCGUUGUUGUGGAGUACCUCGGUUAACAACAGUGAACAAUCACAUGGUAGUCUGUUACAAAUCAAACAUGGGUGUGAUUUCCAGGCUAAGUUGUUUUCCAAUUACCGCAGACUUUUCUGCCAAUAGCAAGGGAGAAAGUAUAAAUAAAUCAUAAUUACAGGUUUGUGACUAAGAAAGCUUUGUUUUAGAAAAAAAAACUAGUAUAAGAUAUUAGCGUAGAAAUAUACUAUAACAUGUAAAAGCAAAGUACAUUUUUAAGGGAUUGAAAAUUGUUAAGUACAUGAAGAUUUCCUUGCCGAAUUUUAUAAUUAAUGGCCAGAAAGCUGUCAUUAUACAAGAAGCUUAUUUUAAAACAGUAUGUAAAACGUUAGGCUUCAGAUUACUGUCAACAAUUUUAAACUGUUGAAACAGAAGGGACAUUGCCCGAGGGGGAUAUCUAUUUAAAAAGGACGGGGGGGGGCUCGUCGUACCUUUCAGGGGUUAAAAAAGCGGUUUUGG
Messenger RNA from Orbicella faveolata, 2558 nucleotides. RefSeq names its product photoreceptor-specific nuclear receptor-like. Gene Ontology annotation, biological process: regulation of DNA-templated transcription. Lineage: Eukaryota; Metazoa; Cnidaria; Anthozoa; Scleractinia; Merulinidae. Gene Ontology annotation, molecular function: DNA-binding transcription factor activity; zinc ion binding; sequence-specific DNA binding. The record is from RefSeq and is a predicted model, not a curated record.